AGCCAUCAUGAACAGGGGCCUUUGUAUAGCCCUGACUCUCAUUGUCGCCACCCAGGCGUCGACAGUAAGAAAAAAGGAAGAUCAAGAAAAAAGAGCGGCACCUACCGUUGAAACAUGCGUGGACCAAACCGACUGCACGAAGUACCCAAGCUCCGUGUGUACGCAAUAUAGCGACUGGUCCAAGGACAACUGUGCAGCAUACUGUGGAAUAUGUAAACCACUGCACACUACUGCUCCCCCAGCUUGUGAGGAUAGUCUGACGAACUGUCCGGAGUACGGCCUGGACGCGUGCACCAAGUACGCUCCCUGGGCUCAUGAGAACUGUCGCAAGUACUGUGGCUUCUGUCAUAUUCAGUCGACUGGGUUCUAUGGCCAGUGCUCCUACAAAGGGAAGACUUACAAUCAAGGAGAAAAAUGGGAGGACGGCUGCAGCUACGACUGUGAGUGCGUGGACGGCGCGACUGGAACCUACAAGUGUACAAACAAGUGCCCUAUAUACAACAGUCUCCCCCCGGCAUGCACCCUGGUGUCCACCCCCGGGCAGUGUUGUCUGCAGCCUGUCUGUGACUUCAAUAAGAAGGUCGUGACCUCUCAGGGGUCAGCCCUCGGGACAACGGCUGCUGGAGUCAAUGUGUGCGUCUACAACGGCAACAACUACUACCAGGGUCAGACAUGGGCGGUUGGCUGUGACCUGCGGUGCACGUGUAAUGACGCCACUCAGGGGUCGUACAGAUGCCAGUCAUUCUGUCCCGUGUACGGUCAGAUGCCCACUGACUGCGUCAUGAUCAAGGAUCCGGGACAAUGCUGUGAAAGGCCCCAGUGUACUUUCAGCAAGCAGUUUGGAAGUUUUUCGGGAAGCGGUUCCGUCAGCGGAGCUGGCAUAAGUUUGCAUCCCACCGCCGCCUCGGCAUGCGUGGAUAAAAUACCCAACUGUGCAGACUAUACCAAGGAAGCCUGUCCCAAAUAUCCAGGCUGGGCCGGGUCAACCUGCAAGAAAUACUGUGAUCUAUGUCAUCUAGCAGCCCCAACUCCCGGACCGAACGAUGCCUGUGUGUACCAGGGCCAAGCCCACAAACAAGGAGAGACAUGGGCCAUUGGAUGCGACCAAAGAUGUGUCUGUGAAAACGCAAUCUAUGGCUACUACAGAUGCUCCAAUACGUGUCCCUCCUACACCAACCUCCCCCCUCAGUGCAAGACGGAUAAGAAGGUCAACGACUGCUGCGAAACCGUCAAAUGUACAUCCGGGUCUUUCUACUCCUCCUCCACCAACCUUCAGAGUAUCGGCAGCGGGGGCGGCAUCAACAUCAACGGUGUGACCCCUAACCCAUCCACAGGGACAGGGACAGGAAACGGAGGCAGUUCCCUAGGCACGGGGAUGCAGCCCCCUAAACUAUCCGGAUGUCUUUACAAUGGUCAGCUGUAUGUCCAGAACCAGCAGUGGGAAGAUAAAUGUGCCACGGUCUGUACCUGCAACGACGCCUCAACGGGAAUAUACGCGUGCAGAGAAAGAUGUCCCAAAUUCGACGGAGUUCCUGCUGGAUGCCAGAUGACCCCUGACCCCAGCGACAAGUGCUGCACAGUGCCCCAGUGCCCCCCAUCCAUCAGCUAUGUUCCCAAACCCGUGUACCAACCUUGGAAACAAACCACCUCCCAAGUCAAACCUCCAAGCAUCGUUGACCUUACUUCUGGGUUCUUUACAAAUGAAGUAACGAUCAACUUCAGUGGGGGCACGGUAGCCCCACCAACCGUACCAGUCGGGGCUGUAGGGACCGGAGGCAUAGGCUUCUGUGAGUACAAGGGCCGCCACUACCUUCAGAGCGAGAGGUGGGAAGAUGGUUGCAAGUAUCAGUGUGUGUGUGAGCGGGCAUAUGAUGGAUUCUGGAGAUGCUUAGACAGGUGUAAAACAUACGACGACUUGCCAAAGGAUGUAUGCUGGCUCAUUCCGGAUCCCAGCGAUUCUUGUUGUCAGGUGCCGUUUUGCAAAUUUAAUCCUAAAUUCGAAGAGAUCUACGGUACCGGUCACCCAGGGACGUAUACGACCCCCCAUAUCACCAUGAAGCCUGUGGUCACAGCACAACCUACCACCCCAAGACCAGCGUACUGUGUGUACAAGGGCCAGAAUUACGCCCAGGGCCAGCAGUGGUACGACGGCUGCAGCAUGAAGUGUUCCUGCGAUAACGCUCAGUCAGGAUACUACAGAUGUGCCAACAGAUGCCCACUGUACUACAACGUACCCAAGGGGUGCACGCAGCUGCCCGACCCCAUAGAUCCGACCUGCUGCACCGUCCCUCACUGUGACUUCAACUCCACGUCAGGUUCCGUCUCAGGGACAGGCGCCCCCGCAACCAUCCCCCCGGGGCAGAUCACUGGCAAUGGGCAGAACCCAGGAGAACACACCAAGAUAGGGUACUGUUUGUACAAGACGAAGAAGUACAACCAGGGCCAGAAGUGGACAGAUGGCUGUCAGUACACCUGUGAGUGUGAAGACGCAGACAAAGGCAGCUACAGAUGCACGGACAUGUGCCCUCGUUAUGCCAGCCUUCCCCAACAGUGCCGGCUUGUGACCGACUUCUCCAACCCUUGCUGCCAGGUCCCCGACUGUAACUUCCAGGGUACCUCUGGAGGAAUCAGCGGCGCUGGCCACGUCACUCCCUCCCCCGGACCACAGCCCACCUGUACCUACAUCACUGCCAAGUACUACCAGGGCCAGACAUGGAAGGACGGCUGUAGCAAGUCCUGCCGCUGCGAAGACGCUGUGAAGGGACUCUACGUCUGUGACGACAGAUGUCCGAAGUUCGGUUCCAUCCCAUCCCAGUGUCAAAUGGUCACUGACCCCGCUGACCCCUGCUGUCAGAAACCACAGUGCCACUUCGUGUCGACGUCAGGGUCUACUACUGGUUCAGGCAACCCGAGCAACAUUCCCACCCUGGCUCCUGCCAUCAUCACCGGUCAGGUUCCCACCCCAAAGCCUGGGCAGACCCCCAUACCCGUCUCGGUAUGUACAUACAAAGGUCAGCAGUACCACAAAGGUCAGACGUGGGUAGAUGGCUGCAGCUAUAACUGUGAAUGUCUGGAUGAUCAGACUGGCAAGUACAAGUGCACUGAGAGGUGUCCCCGAUUCGCUGGGUUGCCUCCCCAGUGUAAUCUGAUGAAGGAUCCAAGUGACCCCUGCUGUCAGGUGCCCGUGUGCGACUUCAGCGGCCACAGCGGUGGCUUGACUGGACAUGGUCAGUUCACACCCGCUCCAGGUGUCACGCCCAAACCUAAAGGUAUGUGCGUGUACAAGGGUACAAGCUACGCCACCGGUCAGCAGUGGUUCGACGGCUGUGACUACACCUGCGAGUGCGAGAACGGUGACCAGGGCAUAUACCGCUGUAACAAGAGGUGUGCAGUGUACGACAACCUGCCCAAGGGGUGCCAUCUGGAGGCCGAUCCUCAGGACCCAUUCUGCUGCAAGCGUCCAACCUGCUCCUUCACCCCAACCAACGGCUCAAACACAGGCUUCGUCCUCCCAUCCAUUCCCCCGGGCACUGUGACAGGAGGCAGCGUCAUCCCCACCCCUAACCCUCUCCUGGCCCCAUCCCUUGGACCCGGGGUAUCACCGACUCCAGGCCCAGGCAUGGUACCUCUACCUAAAGAUGUGUGUGUAUACAAGGGCAAGCAGUACGCCCAGGGACAAAAGUGGCAAGAUGGCUGCGUCUACAACUGUGAAUGUCUGGAUGCCCACACCGGCAAGUACAAGUGUACCGAACAGUGUCCCCGGUACGCCCAGAUCCCGGCCCAGUGCCACCUUGUCAGAGACAUCUAUAACCCGUGCUGCCAGAAACCAUACUGUGACUUCUCAGCUACUUCCGGUCAGGCCACAGGGACUGGUGUCCCCCCUACUCCACCAACUCAGAAAGAUUUCUGUGUGUACAAUGGCACCCCCUUCAAGCAGGGUGCCACGUGGAAUGACGGCUGUGAUCUCGCGUGUAGGUGCGAGGAUGCUAAGACUGGAGUGUACAGAUGUGACGAGAGGUGCGCCAGCUUCCAGGUGCAACCAGGAUGCUCUUUGAUCGCUGACCCCAAGGAUGUGUGCUGCAAGGUGCCCUCCUGCCAACCGGUCCUGCCCCCUACCCCUCAGCCAGGAAUCAACCCGGGGCAGAAUCCCACUCCCUUCCCCUACCCCGUACCCACAGCUGUCCCCGGAACGAUCCACGGCCAGACCGUCAACAAACCCAACACCAACAACCCAACAAAUUCAUCGUUCUGUACUUACAACAACAUCAACUACAAGACCGGUCAGAAGUGGGAUGACGGCUGUCAGUACUCCUGUGUCUGUGAUGACGAGAAGACUGGCAGAUAUACCUGCGUCCAGAAGUGUGCCCCGUAUUCAAACAUCCCUGCAUACUGUACACUGGUUGUCGACCCGACAGAACCCUGCUGCAAGAAGCCAAGUUGCCAAAACCCAUUGUCGCUCCAGACAUCACCCCCCGUCCCUGGGGUCAGUCCCACCCCCAACACCAACAUCAACACUCCUCUUCCUCUGCCAUCUUGUGUAUACAAGAAUCAGCAGUAUUUCGAGGGCCAGGAGUGGUAUGACGGGUGUGACAAGAAGUGUGUGUGUGAGGACGCCAAGACCAACUACUACAGAUGCAGCUCCAGGUGUGCAAGUUUCGGAAAGGUGCCCCCACAGUGCCGUUUGGUAGCAGACCCCAAGGACCCUCAAUGUUGUCAAGUUCCACAGUGUCUCCCUACCCCCGGGCCUAAUGGCUACCUUACCCCAGGGCCAGGCGUAUCUCCCACACCUGCCAACAUUCCCACUGGCGUCGUGACGGGAGUCGCUCCAACACCGACCCCAGGACCUGGCGGACAGACGCCACCUCCACGACACUCCUGUGUAUACAAGGGACGAGACUACCGCCAGGGAGAGAGGUGGCAAGAUGGCUGCAAGUACAACUGUAUAUGUGAGGACGAAACCACAGGCAAAUACAAGUGUGAUGAGAGGUGCGCCUCCUACCCCUUCGUGCCACCCCAGUGCACCCUGCAGAGGGAUCUCACCGACAUCUGCUGCCACAAGCUAGCCUGUGACUUCUCCAAGCCCACAAUAAACCCCAACGUCAGCCCUCUGCCCAAUGGGACGCCAGUGCCCACGCCGAAAUUCUGCGUCUACAAGGGCGUGGUCUACAAUCAGAACCAGGUGUGGACCGAGGGUUGCGACAGGAAGUGUAGGUGCGACGACGCUGACACCAACUUCUACAACUGCUAUGACAGAUGUCCAUCUUACAACAACCCACCCCCAGGCUGCACUCUGAUCGUUGACCCCAAGGAUCCCUGUUGCAAAGUACCACAGUGCUUCGUGGUCCCAACCCUCGCCCCAGGAGCUACCCCUAACCCCAACCCUGGCCAGAACCCAACCCCUAACCCCUACCCUCUCCCAACAGCUGUUCCCGGGACUAUCACAGGGCAAUCGCCUAACCACAACCCGCUAGAGAAGAUUGGGUACUGUGUGUACAAGGGCGUUAAGUACACCCAGGGCCAGACCUGGCAGGAUGGCUGCGGCAUGAACUGCGAGUGUCUUGACGACAGUACCGGCCAGUACAAGUGUACCGAGAGGUGCCCCAACUACGUGAACAUCCCUAGCUACUGCAUCCUGGUGCAGGACCCCCGAGACAACUGCUGCAAGACCCCCACCUGCCCCGGGCUCAACCCCAACCCCAGCAACGUCUCCCCAAGCCCCGGCUCACACAUUACCCCCACCCCCGGGACACCCAAAAUUAAAGAUGUGUGUGUGUACAAUGGACGCUCCUACACACAAGGCCAGGAGUGGUAUGACGGCUGUGAGAAGAAGUGUGUGUGUGAGGACGGCAUGACGGGCUUCGUCAGGUGUACCGACAGGUGCGCCAAGUUCAACUCCAUCGCCCCCAACUGUGUAAUGGUGCCUGACGCCAAGGACCCCACGUGCUGUUUGGCGCCACAGUGUGACCAGACCAACAAGACUGUCCCCACUGGGGUCAUCGGUCACAUCACUGGGUACGGUCUACCCCCUACCCCCCAGCCAAUGGUCAGCCCCGCCCCAGGAGUUAGCACACCAGCCCCCGUGGUCACACUCACGCCCCCAUUCAAAGAUGUGUGUGUCUACAAGGGCACGCCCUACAAACAGGGUCAGAGGUGGCAAGACGGAUGCGACUACACCUGUGUUUGUGAAGAUGGUACCACUGGCAAAUACGACUGCACUGACAUCUGUCCGCGCUACCCGAACAUGCCUUACUACUGCACCAUGGCAUACGACCCCACCAACCCCUGCUGUCAGAAACCCGAGUGCCACGUUCCCAGCCCCUCCAAGACACCAAAUGUCAGCCCCUUGCCUGGCGCCACCCAGGCUCCCACUGCAAACUUCUGUGCCUACAACGGUAUCCCGUACAGACAGGGGCAGAGUUGGCCAGUGGGAUGCGACAAGGUGUGUCGUUGUGAGGACGCCAUGGCCAACACCAUCAACUGCGAUGACAGGUGCGCGAGCUACCCUCAGACCCCGUCUGACUGCGUGUUGAUCACUGAUCCCUCCGACAAGUGCUGCCAGGUACCAAGCUGUGGUAACAGCCCCAACACCAACAACCCCUCCCACACCAUCACCGGCGUCCCCGGCACCAUCACCGGACAGAUGCUACCCCCAGACAUCCCAUUACCACUCGGCAAAAGUGUAUGCGUGUACAAUGGCAAGAGCUAUCACCAGGGAGAGAAGUGGGAGGACGGCUGUACCUACGACUGUGAAUGUAUUGACAGUGCAGAUGGCAAAUAUAGGUGUACUGAAAAGUGCCCGGCGUUUCCCCAGGUGCCCUCCUACUGCACCAUGAUGCAGGACUCCAGGGACAAAUGCUGCGAGGUUCCCUACUGCCCAACACUUGUACCCCCAAUGAACACGCUGUACCCCACACCAUACCCGAUUGGUUACACGCUGUACCCAGGCGCCACUCCAUACCCAGGUCCAUCUAAGUACCCAAUAGGGUUUACACCAUCUCCAGGGGCAACACCGUACCUCGGACCUACUCCUUAUCCAAUUGGAUACACUCCCUACCCAGGUGCAACUCCUUACCCAGGGCCAACACGCUAUCCAAUAGGUUUCACCCCCUCUCCUGGUGCAACGCCCUACCUUGGACCAACACCCUAUCCAAUCGGCUACACGCCUUACCUUGGUGCAACACCCUACCCGGGACCAACACCUUACCCAAUAGGAUUCACACCCUCUCCUGGUGCCACACCUUAUCACCUCCCUACACCCUGGCCAAUAGGAUUCACGCCAUUCCCUGGUGCUACUCCCUACCCAGGACCAUCUAAAUACCCGAUUGGAUUUGUCCCAUCUCCCGGUGCUACUCCUUACCUGGGACCAACGCCAUACCCAAUUGGAUACACUCCAUAUCCAGGGGCAACACCUUACCCAGGGCCUUCAAAAUACCCAAUUGGUUUCACUCCUUCCCCGGGAGCUACUCCCUACCCUGGUCCAACACCGUGGCCUAUUGGGUACACCCCAUCACCAGGUGCGACCCCAUAUCCAGGACCUAAGUUUAACGUACCGACACCAUAUCCCAUUGGUUACACUCCGUCCCCUGGAGCUACCCCAUACUUGGGACCAACUCCCUACCCUAUUGGGUUCACGCCAUAUCCAGGUGCUACACCAUACCCAGGACCAUCGAAAUAUCCUAUAGGUUUUACACCUUCACCAGGUGCAACUCCUUACCUUGGACCGACACCGUACCCAAUUGGAUAUACGCCAUGGCCCGGGGCAACACCAUAUCCAGGUCCAUCAAAAUAUCCAAUAGGUUUCACACCAUCUCCAGGAGCUACGCCCUACCUUGGACCUACCCCAUACCCCAUAGGAUAUACACCAUUCCCAGGUGCCACACCUUAUCCAGGACCAACAAGGUACCCUAUUGGAUUCACCCCAUCACCAGGCGCUACGCCAUAUCUAGGACCAACACCGUAUCCAAUCGGUCAUAUUCCGUAUCCUGGGGCAACACCAUACCCUGGUCCAUCUAAAUAUCCAAUAGGAUUUACACCAUCAAUUGGUGCCACACCUUACCUAGGACCAACACCCUACCCGAUCGGAUACACUCCAUGGGUAGGAGCAACCCCCUAUCCAGGACCAACCCCCUAUCCUAUUGGCUUUACGCCAUCGCCAGGUGCCACACCCUACCAUAUUCCAACACCUUGGCCUAUUGGCUAUACGCCGUUUUUAGGUGCAACGCCAUACCCAGGUCCUACACCCUAUCCCAUUGGAUACACACCAUCACCAGGUGCCACACCAUACCGUGCUCCAACACCUUGGCCAAUUGGAUACACCCCAUUCCCUGGAGCAACGCCGUACCCUGGACCAACACCUUAUCCCAUUGGAUACACACCAUCACCAGGCGCCACACCAUACCAUGCUCCAACACCUUGGCCAAUUGGAUACACCCCAUUCCCUGGAGCAACACCAUACCCUGGACCAACACCCUAUCCUAUUGGUUAUACUCCUUCUCCUGGGGCUACACCAUAUCCAGGACCUACUCCAUAUCCAAUUGGCUACACACCAUUCCCUGGUGCAACACCUUAUCCAGGCCCAUCUAAAUACCCAAUUGGAUACACACCAUCUCCAGGUGCGACUCCAUAUCUUGGACCCACUCCUUACCCAAUAGGUUUCACACCAUACCCUGGUGCAACACCUUAUCCAGGCCCAUCCAAGUAUCCUAUUGGAUACACGCCAUCGCCUGGUGCUACACCAUAUCUUGGGCCUACGCCAUAUCCAAUUGGUUACACUCCUUGGCCAGGGGCAACACCAUACCCAGGACCAUCCAAAUACCCCUUUGGAUACACACCGUCUCCCGGAGCUACACCAUACCUUGGGCCAACCCCUUACCCAAUAGGUUUCACACCAUACCCUGAUGCAACACCUUAUCCAGGCCCAUCCAAGUAUCCAUUUGGAUACACCCCAUCUCCCGGUGCUACCCCGUACCUUGGGCCAACUCCUUACCCAAUCGGUUUCACUCCAUCACCCGGUGCUACACCCUACCCAGGCCCAUCCAAAUACCCAAUUGGGUUUACCCCGUUCCCUGGCGCAACUCCUUAUCUUGGACCAACACCUUAUCCAAUUGGCUUUACACCAUACCCUGGAGCAACACCUUAUCCGGGUCCAUCUAAAUACCCGAUUGGAUUUACCCCAUCACCUGGUGCUACGCCCUACCCAGGACCAACACCGUACCCUGUUGGCUAUACACAAUCUCCCGGAGCUACCCCUUAUAAGCUGCCAACUAUUCCAUCAACAAACACUCCCACCACUCCAUAUCCGAUUGGUUACACCCCAUGGCCAGGUGCAACGCCGUACCUAGGACCUACCCCCUACCCAAUAGGAUUCACACCAUCUCCAGGUGCCACACCCUACCAUCUUCCAACACCCUGGCCUAUUGGUUAUGUACCAUACCCUGGUGCAACACCAUACCCAGGUCCCACUCCCUAUCCUAUUGGAUUCACACCAUCCCCAGGUGCUACCCCAUAUCUUGGACCAACACCCUACCCCAUAGGAUAUACGCCUUACCCUGGAGCCACCCCCUACCCUGGACCAUCAAAGUACCCCAUUGGAUUCACACCUUCCCCUGGAGCAACUCCUUAUUUGGGACCAACACCAUAUCCUAUUGGCUACACACCAUGGCCAGGUGCAACACCUUAUCCAGGACCAUCCAAAUACCCAAUAGGUUUCACGCCUGUCCCCGGAGGAACUCCUUAUCUGGGACCCACUCCUUACCCCAUUGGAUAUGUGCCAUAUCCAGGUGCAACCCCGUACCCAGGACCAACCAGAUAUCCUAUCGGAUUCACCCCAUCACCAGGUGCCACACCCUAUAGAGGACCUACACCUUACCCUAUUGGCUACACACCAUAUCCAGGAGCAACACCUUAUCCAGGACCCACCCCAUACCCAAUAGGAUUCACACCUUCCCCAGGGGCGACUCCAUACAGAGGCCCAACACCUUAUCCAGUUGGCUACACACCUUGGCCAGGAGCAACACCAUACCCAGGUCCAACUCCAUAUCCUAUUGGGUUUACGCCAUCUCCUGGCGCAACACCCUUCCAUGUUCCUACUCCCUGGCCAAUCGGCUACACUCCUUAUCCUGGUGCUACUCCCUACCCUGGACCAACACCUUACCCCAUUGGAUACACACCCUCUCCUGGCGCGACACCCUUCCACCUAGGAACCCCAUGGCCAAUAGGUUUCACCCCUUACUUAGGGGCUACGCCAUACCCAGGACCUACACCUUAUCCCAUUGGUUACACACCAUCCCCUGGAGCCACACCUUACAAAGCACCAACACCAUGGCCCAUUGGCUACACUCCCUAUCCUGGAGCAACGCCAUACCCAGGACCAACGCCAUACCCUAUUGGCUACACACCUUCACCUGGAGCAACACCGUACAGAGCACCAACACCAUGGCCAAUUGGUUUCACACCUUAUCCCGGAGCAACACCAUACCCAGGACCAACCAAAUAUCCAAUUGGAUUCACGCCAUCUCCCGGAGCCACCCCGUAUCUUGGACCAACCCCAUACCCGAUAGGCUACACACCAUUCCCUGGUGCAACGCCAUAUCCUGGCCCAACUCCUUAUCCUAUUGGGUAUACACCAUCACCAGGUGCCACACCAUACUUAGGACCAACACCAUAUCCAAUUGGAUUCGUUCCUUAUCCUGGAGCCACCCCUUACCCAGGACCAUCUAGGUGGCCAAUUGGUUUUACUCCUUCACCUGGUGCCACGCCAUACAAGGGACCCACUCCUUAUCCCAUUGGCUACACCCCAUGGCCAGGUGCAACACCCUACCCUGGACCAACACCCUAUCCAAUAGGCUUUACUCCCUCUGUCGGAGGAACACCCUAUCUUGGACCUACACCUUACCCCAUAGGAUAUGUUCCUUACCCCGGUGCUACUCCAUAUCCAGGCCCCAGCCCAUAUCCUAUUGGAUUCACACCCUAUCCAGGCGCAACGCCAUACCUUGGACCAACACCUUAUCCCAUCGGCUACACUCCAUGGCCAGGUGCAACACCUUAUCCAGGACCAUCCAAAUACCCCAUUGGGUUCACACCUUCCAUUGGAGCCACUCCCUACCUUGGACCCACUCCGUAUCCAAUCGGAUACACGCCUUACCCUGGAGCAACACCUUACCCAGGUCCAACACCUUAUCCCAUUGGAUUCACACCCUCGCCUGGUGCCACACCGUAUCACCUACCUACACCUUGGCCCAUUGGUUACACACCAUUCCCUGGUGCUACACCUUACCCCGGACCAAGUAAGUAUCCAAUUGGAUUUACCCCGAGUAUAGGUGCCACACCAUACCUUGGCCCAACUCCUUACCCAAUAGGAUUCGUACCCUACCUCGGUGCCACCCCAUACCCAGGACCAUCCAAGUACCCUAUUGGAUUCAUCCCAUAUCCAGGAGCUACUCGCUAUUUGGGACCUACUCCUUGGCCAAUCGGAUUCACCCCAUCAAUAGGGGCAACACCAUACCCUGGACCUUCUAAAUAUCCUUUCGGUUUCACGCCAUACCCGGGGGCAACACCUUAUCUCGGACCAACACCAUACCCGAUUGGUUACACACCAUCAACUGGUGCUACACCUUACCCUGGACCAUCUAGAUAUCCUAUAGGUUUCACCCCAUCACCUGGAGCUACGCCCUACCUCGGACCAACGCCAUACCCUAUUGGUUUUGUGCCCUACCCUGGAGCAACUCCGUAUCCAGGACCAACACCUAUACCAGGCUAUACACCAAUGACGGGCGUGACACAAGCACCAGGACUUAAAGGCAUGUGCGAGUACAACAACCAGUACUACAAGGAAGGCCAGCUGUGGUACGAUGGCUGCAGCAAGGUGUGCCGCUGCGAGAGUGCCGACGUCAACUUCCACAGAUGCCAGGACAGGUGCACGAAGUAUGACAGCAUCCAGUCUGACUGCCUCAUGGUGCCUGAUCCUAAAGACCCGUCCUGCUGCAAGAAGCCUCAGUGUCCAGUCCCGACCCCUGCACCAGGAGUGACGCCGACACCAGGGUUCAUCUCCGUCACCCCCGCCCCUGGCUACAUCAACGGCUACGGCAAACCCCCGACCAUGGCGCCAGGUGUAUCGCCAUCACCCGGAUCCCAGCCCACACCCUCGCCUAGAGGUUGUAUGUACAAGGGCCAGGUCUACAACGAGGGACAGACGUGGGAAGACGGAUGCGACUUCGACUGUGAAUGUCUGGAUGAUGCUACUGGCCAGUACAAGUGCCUCAAGAAGUGUCCGGCGGUGCCUCAGCUUCCGAACCGCUGUGUGAUGCUCCGUGACCCGACCAAUCCCUGCUGCCAGCGUCCAUACUGUGACUUCCUGAAUCCCACUCCCUUCCCUGGCGGUAUCCCCACCCCCAACCCGAUCCUCAACCCCUCUCUCGGACCUAAUCAACACACAACACAGAAACCAGGCCCCGGUGUGUCUAAUGCAGCCAAUCACAACCCUAGUCAAAGCACUGGCUUCUGCGUAUACAAGGGGGUGCCGUACCACAAAGGUCAGACAUGGAGCGAUGCCUGUGACAAGACGUGUGUGUGUGACGAUCCUACCAACAACCUCUACACGUGCAGAGAUAGGUGUUCCUCCUUCAACAACCUCGCUCCCACGUGUACUCUCGAGACUGACCCCAACGACCCAUGCUGUGUCGUCCCCGACUGCAAUCACCUCCCUCCAUUAAGUCUUACCCCCAACACACUCCCCGGCAUCAACGGAACCAACAAUCCUCUGAACCCCAAUCCUUCCUACGGCCCCGGCUUCACUGGUCACCCCACGUACAUCCAACCAACCAGCAUCCCAGGCACCUUCACUGGUAAUACUGGGUUCGGACCUGGUUACCCCGGACAACAAGUCGGUGGAUUGGUAGCUGGAAUGAGAAACAAGUGCGUGUACAAGGGCACCACAUAUUCUCAAGGACAAACCUGGAGCGAUGGCUGCACCUACAACUGUGAAUGUAUCGACGCCGUCAGAGGCAAAUACAAGUGUAGCGACAGAUGCGGAAAGUAUUACUUCCUACCGCCGCAGUGCAUGAUGGUCCCCGACCCCAAGGACACAUGCUGCAAGGUCGCCAAGUGUGACUCUACCCUCUUCUUGACGCCAACACCUCCAUCUUAUGUGACCCCAUACACCGGCACCGGCCCAAUGGGCACAGGGAAGACCAUCAACGUGAACACCCUGUAUCCCAAUUUCUCGCAUACACCUCCAUCGUAUGUGACCCCGUACACCGGCACCGGCCCCAUGGGCACAGGGAAGACCAUCAACCCGAACACUCUGUACCCCAUUUUCUCUAACAGUGCGCAUCCCGUAACUCCCGCAAUCGGAACAGGACCUUCAGGAACUGGAACGACAAACAAUCCACACACCCAGUACCCCAUCAUCACCGGUUCAAGGCCACCGAACAUGUGCCAGUACACUGACGGCAAGUUGUACGCCAAGGGCCAGAGCUGGGCUGACGGCUGCACCUACACCUGUGUAUGCCAGGACCCUACGAGCAACGACUUCAGAUGCACGAUGAGGUGCACGGCGUUCUCCGGCCUCCCAAGCUACUGUACUCUGCAGAAGAUCCCCGGGGACCAGUGCUGCAUGCAGCCAGUCUGUAACUACAACGGCAAGACCUUCAUACCCAUGAUACCCGACCCCCUCCACCCCACCACCUCGCCCACCCUCAACCCGUCCAUACAGAACGUCAUUCCUAUUGGAACACAUCAGAUCUUCUCUGGAUCCGGACCGCAACCAGGAUCAUCCUACGUUGUCCAGAUCGGAGGCAGAAACGCCUGUUACUACAAGGGCACGCUCCACCAACAAGGCACUUCAUGGGACGACGCCUGCGACCUCACCUGCACAUGCGAGUCCGGCAAGAACGGAAUCUACAGAUGCAUCUCCAAAUGCCCAUCAUAUCCACCUACCCCUAGCUACUGUCAUUAUGUCACAGUACCCGGACAGUGCUGCAGGAGUCUUACCUGUAACGUACCCGGAAUCAACACCCCCUACAACCCAACACCCCAGAUCAACCCCACACCCACCCUGGCUCCAGGACAGACACCGGCACCAACUACCAACCCACAGAUUAUUGUUGGGCCCGGUGUUGGGACUCAGUUCGGAGGGUCGUUGCCAGGAGGUGGCGCCACCGUCCCCCCAGGCACAACAAGCAUCAUGGUGGGACGACUCAACAAAUGCAUCUACCAGAACCGCAUGUACAACAUGGGAGAGAAGUGGGAUGACGGAUGUAACUACCAGUGCGAGUGUCUCGACUCCACCUCAGGAUACUACAAGUGUAUCCCCAAGUGUGCUGACUACUCCAAGGUGACAUUACCCAAGGGAUGCUACAUGGUGAAGGCCCCCGGGGGCUGCUGUGACGUCCCCGUGUGUAAGAAGCCUGAUGGUUCUGUGGUAGAUCCAAUCCAGAACCCCGGCGUCUACCCGGUGUUUGGUUCCUUCACAGGAGGUUUCACCGGCUUCAGGCCAGGCUACAACCCAUCUGGAAUCGCGAACACCAUCGGUGGACGACUCAAUGCCUGUGUCUACAAGUCCAAGGUGUAUCAGGUGGGUCAGAAGUGGGACGACGGCUGUGACUUCAGCUGCGAGUGCCUCGACGCCAACACCGGCCGUUACAGAUGCAUACCUAAGUGUCCCACAUAUACACGACUGCCUCCCAUGUGUCGCAUGAUGAGCGUGCCCAGGCAGUGUUGUCAACAGGUGUCCUGCCAGUCCCCAACCGUCGCCGGACCCAACCCCACCACGGGUGGUCCCAACGUCUCACCGCAAGGAGUCUGUCCCCCUACCGACAAGCUGGACAACUGCGCUGCCUACGGCAAAUACUCUUGCAAAGCUCCCUACGAAACCUGGGCGAGAGAGAACUGCCCAAUCUAUUGUGGAAUUUGUCAGCGUACAGUGUCCACUACCGAGCCUCCAUGUGUGGACAAACUUGACAACUGCGCUAUGUACGGGAAGGCAUCUUGUGGCGGACUGUACCUCGGCUGGGCGGGAGACAACUGCAGGAAAUACUGUGACCUAUGUUCAACACCAGCCCCUGACACCCCGGCCCCAUCCCAGUCCAGCUGCGUGGACAAGCUGUCGAACUGUAAACAGUAUGGAAGCUUCGCUUGCAGUGGACAGUAUGAGUCAUGGGCUCGCGACAACUGUGCGAUGACCUGUGGCUACUGCAAAGCGACCUCGUCGCCACACACCGGAAAUACAGGCUACGGCCUCCCUCCACCUAACUGGACCAUCUUGAUGAAGGGCGUGGCAGGGAUGCCAGGAGACCUGUACAGUCUGUGGUCCUCCCCUGGCACCAUCAACGCCAACCAACCCCAGGCCAUGUAUCUGACCAGCACCUACCCAGGACAUUACAAACCUGACUUGUCCAACCACUGGAUCAACUGCCACUUUGACCAGAUCCGAGUCGCUAUCUACAACCAGGGAGUUCAGAAGGCCUAUGUGACCUUCAACGCAGUUGGAGCUGACAAGAUGAGCUGGUUCGACCCGAGCAGGAUUAUCGACUCCUCCUGGGGAGAUAUCAAGUCUAUUCCCAAGAACUUCUUCCAGAUGGCUGGUGACUCGUUAACUGGCCGUGAGUUCUACAUGAGCAACACUGGGUCCGGCUGCUCUAGUAGCGGAUGGAUGAUGGUGUCCACUAGAGGUCAAUGUCCUUACGAGAACCCCAGCGGCAAGAAACCCGCCUUCUACUACGCCCCUGGCAACACAGUGGCUAACUGGCAGACAAGCCAACCUCAGUCGGGAGAUGUUUUCGCUAUUCUCGCCCAUGGAGGAAACUGUGGUGGCAGCUCGCAAUACACAACACCAGCCCCAGUCACAGGUCAAACUAACGUGUGCCUGUACAAGGGCAAGACCUACCAGGAAGGAGAGAACUGGGCCGACGGCUGCGAAUAUAACUGUACUUGUGUAGAUGGAAGCCAAGGUUCCUACAGCUGUAGAGGACUUUGUCCGAUCUACAACAACCUGGACCCGUCUUGUACGCUGGUGAAGAAGCCCGGAGAGUGUUGCAGUGUGCCGGACUGUGGCCAAACCCAGAAUAUGUGUCAGUACAAGGGCCAGAAGUAUGAGCAGGGCAAGACAUGGCGCGACGGCUGUGACUACCAAUGUACCUGUGCAGAUGCCAGCAAGGGCAUGUACCGCUGUACCGCCCUAUGUCUGCAAUGGCAGCUGCCCCCGGCGUGUAAGCUGUUGGCCCCGCCUACUGGCAAGUGCUGCCCCAAACCAAGCUGCCCGAGCGGCAUCGUCAUCAACUACCCGCAAGGCUACGUUGAGGUUUAACAGGCAGAAACAUGUGUAGCCAGGCAACAAAACACUUGAAGAUAGGCAAAAUACAAACUUAUGUUUUUAAAAAUGUAAAUAUUCGAAUAAGGAAAAUAAAUUAUUUCUAGUUUAAA
Molecule: messenger RNA, 16419 nt
Organism: Haliotis rufescens (red abalone)
Lineage: Eukaryota; Metazoa; Mollusca; Gastropoda; Lepetellida; Haliotidae
Exons: 78
Coding region: 8-16303 (5431 amino acids)
Molecular function (GO): protein binding
Source: RefSeq, a predicted model, not a curated record